GAUUGUUGCGCAUCCAAAUUGAUUCAAUCAAAUCUGGUUUCAUCAACUUUUCCGCAUGGAUCUUAGUAACACUGAGAAGAAAGAGUCAAGCUCGAAGAACUUAGAUGUCCUGCUUUCAGAAAGGGAAAGUUUCGAGCUUUCAGGUCCCUUACACCUGACUAGCAUUGACUGGACUAAUUUGGAUCACCGGAGGUCAGUUGCAGCAUGCUUGGUUCAAGGCGUAUAUAUCAUAGAGCGGGAUCGCCAGGAAAAUCGCCAACUGUCUGAAGCUCUUGCUCCUCCCUGGUGGAACUUCUUCCAGUUUGAGCUAUACAGUCAACUCAUUGAUGAUGCUGAUUCAUGUGUCUUUGGUGCUAUCUACAAAUUCAAACACGCACCUUCACAAGGAACACCGUCUUAUAUCAUUGCUUUCCGGGGCACCUUAACCAAAGGCAACGCGUUUUCUCGAGACUUAGAACUCGACAUCCACAUUAUCAAAAACGGGUUGCAUCAAACAUCAAGAUUUGAGAUCGCUAUGCAAGCUAUCAGAAACUUGGUUGCUGCAAAUGGAAGUCAAACAUCAAAGUCAACCAUCUGGUUAACUGGCCAUUCUCUAGGAUCUGCUAUGGCAUUACUUGCAGGAAAGAGGAUGGCGAAAUCUGGGAUCUUUCUUGAUUCAUAUCUCUUCAAUCCGCCGUUCUUUGCAGCCCCACUUGAGAACAUCAAAGAUCCAAAUAUCAAACAUGGGAUCCGAAUCGCUAGCAGUUUUCUCACUGCAGGACUUGCUGUUGCUGCAAAGCUCAAGAAUGCGAAUCAGCAAAGAAACAACACGCCAGAAGAUGCGUUUCUUGCAUUGGCUGGAUGGGUGCCAUGUUUAUAUGUGAAUCCAGCGGAUUAUAUUUGCUCGGAGUAUAUCGGGUAUUUUGAACACCGGAAAAAGAUGGAGGAGAUUGGAGCUGGUGGGAUCGAACGGCUGGCAACACAGCAUUCUAUUUCGGGUGUUUUCUUGAAUGCAAUUGGGAAAGAAUCUCAUGAACCGCUGCAUCUUCUUCCUUCGGCUAAUUUGACCAUCAAUUUGACUCGUGCUGCUGAUUUUAAAGAAGCUCAUGGCAUUCAUCAAUGGUGGAGAUGCGAUCAGCACUUGGAGACCCGAAUCUACAGUUGAAUAUUGUCUAAAAACAUGGUAUUCUUUUAACCUCUUUUCCUUUGAGGUCAAGCCUGCUAGCCUUUGGAAUUAGAAAUGUGAUUACGUCUGCUUAGAAAAUCCAAAUAUAUUUUUGUUCCCUUGAUUGACCCAGUUUCAAGAUUUGAACCCAGUUUCAAUGAGCAAGAUGUAUAAUUUGAUUUGUUUUAAAAUAAUUUCUAAUUAUUAUCAAA
Molecule: messenger RNA, 1356 nt
Organism: Cynara cardunculus var. scolymus (artichoke)
Lineage: Eukaryota; Viridiplantae; Streptophyta; Magnoliopsida; Asterales; Asteraceae
Product: GDSL esterase/lipase At4g10955-like
Exons: 3
Coding region: 56-1144 (362 amino acids)
Biological process (GO): lipid metabolic process
Source: RefSeq, a predicted model, not a curated record